AUGCCAAAAGGACGGAUACCUCCAGUGUCUAACUUCCCCGACAAAAUCCAGUUGGAUCGCCUAACACAUGUCUCAUUCGCCCAUCCUGACUUGGAAGCCUUCGAUGGCUUUGCGCAUGCCUUCGGGUUCGAACUAGCGCAUCGCACCAGUACAGGUAUCUAUUAUCGUGGCUGGGGAAGAGAUGCAUAUGCUUACGUCGCGCGUAAACAAGAUGAGAAGAAGUUUCUCGGAGCCACAUUUGUUGCAAGCUCAGAGUCGGACUUUCAGAAAUGCACAGAGUUACCUACUGCGUCCGCAGUGUGGGAUAACGUUGGCGCUCCAGGAGGUGGGAAGAUGGUUAGUCUUUCUUCUCCUUCUGGGGGGGUGAUGCAUGUUCUCUGGGGUCAGGAGGAUCGUCCUAUUCCGGAGAAGGCAGUUUCUGCGACAGAAGUACAUAAAGGGGGGUAUAAUACUUCGCUAAAGAAGGAGCGAAAGGGAGAAUACCAACGCUUCAAGCUGGGUCCCGCAAUGGUUCACAAACUAGGGCACUAUGGCUACCUCACGACAAUGUUCGACGAAGACAUUGAGUUCUACACGAAGAACUUCAACUUUGUUCCCUCAGACAUCCUUUACGAAGAAUCCGGAUCCGAAGGGCAGGACUCACAAAUCGACACCCUCACAUUCAUGCACUUAGACAAAGGAAAAGAGUAUGUAGACCACCACACUCUGUUCCUCGCUCGCGUACAAGAUCCCAAUCCAGAGCUCAAGGAAACCCGCCACCGUCUUCAUCACUGCUCAUUUGAGGUCGAGGAUUUCGAUACCCAGUUACUUGGUCACGAGUAUCUCCUCCAAAAGGGAUAUACUCCUCUUUGGGGUGUUGGACGACAUAUCCUUGGGUCACAGAUCUUCGAUUACUGGAAAGAUCCAAGCGGGUUUACAAUCGAGCAUUAUGCCGAUGGGGAUGUAGUGAAUGUUGAUAAUGGCACUGGGAGAGAGAAGAGUGAGGGUGCCGCGUCGAUGUAUAUCUGGGGACCGGUCAGGCCAGAGGAGGGUGUUGCUAGUUAG
Messenger RNA from Talaromyces stipitatus ATCC 10500, 1044 nucleotides. RefSeq lists its product as uncharacterized. Gene Ontology annotation, molecular function: methylmalonyl-CoA epimerase activity. The transcript is spliced from 2 exons. The record is from RefSeq and is a predicted model, not a curated record. NCBI's taxonomy places the organism in Eukaryota, Fungi, Ascomycota, Eurotiomycetes, Eurotiales, Trichocomaceae. Gene Ontology annotation, biological process: L-methylmalonyl-CoA metabolic process. Gene Ontology annotation, cellular component: mitochondrion. The coding region runs from base 1 to 1044 and encodes 347 amino acids.